UAUUUCUAACGCUUCUAUUCAUGAAAAACAUUGAUACUUCCGUUACGAAAGUAAGUUCUGUGGAUUGUGAAAAUAGUGCCGAUAUUAAUAAAAAACCAUUGAAACACGUGAAAUUAUUGUAAUUAAAUUCAUUAAAUAAGAACCGGUAUUAAGAAGGAUCGUGUAAAUGACGUAAGUGUUUAAAGAAAAACUAUAUCGGACACGUACUUUGUCGUCCCGCGUAUACAAAAAGAGGAAACAUGAGUCCUUUGAACCGAGGUCCUUUGUUGGGGCCAAGAAUUCCGCCAACCGGUGUAAGGCCACUACCCCAUCCAAGAUUUGGUGCUAUAUUUCCACCAGGUAUGCCUCCAAGAAUGCCAUUACCUCCAAUGAGUGGAAUCCUUGGCCCGAUGAGACCAAGAUUACAUCCUCCCCCUAGAAUAGGUGGUGUGGCUCAACCUGGUGGGCCACGACCACUUCUACCACCGGGUAGAGCUCCUUUACCUCCCAUGCCUGGACCUCGAGGUCCACUUAUGUGUCCAUGGCCUCGGAGAGUCUUGCCACCACAAAUGGUACCACACAUGAGGCCAAGGUUCUCUCCUAGAAAUGGAUCGAAUAAAGGGAAACCAGUAAAUACCGCUAAGAAAGUCGUCAAGUUUGAGGCUGACUUUGAACCAAACAUGGAAACUGAGGAAUCAAACGAUGAAUCAUGUGACAGAAUAAAUGAUAAAAUUAAAAUAGAUAAACAAUAUUAUUGCGAAGUAUGCGAUAGAGAAUUUAAAACAGAUGAAAAACUAGCAGAACAUGUGUCUACUCAUAAGUUAUGUGGUAUAGAUGGUUGUACUUUUUCUGCUAAUAAUUUACUCGUUGAUAAACAUAUUAAAAUGCAACAUCGUACUGGAUUAUAUGAAAGAAUGAAAAAUGUAUCAACACCUGAAGAUAUUCAAAAGUGGAUUGAAGAAAGGAAGAGGAAAUAUCCUACAAAAGUAAACAUAGAGGAAAAGCAAAAAAUGGAUAUAAAAAAGAUCGAACGUGGUGAAAUAAUUAGACAAGUGAAUAAACCUAUUCAUUCGAGAAAAAAUAAUCAACAGACAAAUACUAAUAAUGUAAAAAAACACAAACGUAAUAAAUGGCAAAUACCAAAAGAUCAAAAUACAUUACCCGUUAUAGAAACAUACAGAGGUCUUACUCAGUUUUCAGGAACGGCUUGCUUAGAAGAUGAUAACUUUAAUAAAAGUGAAAACAAUAAUGAGGAACAUUUGGAAACAAAAUGUAUUAAUGAAAUUAAACAGAUAGAAAAUACAUUUAAUAUUUCUGACGAAGAAGACGCGUUGAUAGAAAAUAAUUCAAUAACUAAUCCGAUUAAAAAUAAUUCACUGUGCAGUUUAAUAGCAGAUUAUGGUAGCGAAGAAGAAGAGGGUCCACAGGAAAUACCCAUAAAAAAAUUGGCAAAUCACUCAAAUGAAACAAAUAUCAUGGAAACAGUGUCAUCAAAUAAUACUAAAUCUAAUGCUUCAGAGAAAUCUGAUAAAAAGAAAAAGGAAAAAGAAAAUAAGCCAUUGAGUAUACAAAAUAGUGUUAUUAAUAAACAAAAAAAAUAUAAAAACAGUAGUAGUAUAAAUUUAUUACGAAAAUUACUUGCUAAAGAUAUAAAACACGAAAGAAAUCUAAUAUUCCAAUGUGUAAAAUAUAUUGCAAGUAAUAAUUUGUUUGUACUUAAAAAUAAUAGUAAUUUAUAAAAAUGUCUCUUGAAUACUCUUUUUAUUUAAUGCAUUGAGAUAAGUAUAAUGAAUGUUAUUUACAAAUUGAUUUUAAUAAAAUAUGUGUCAAUACAUAUGUAUAGAAAAUGCAUAUAAAUUAAAGAUAAUUUAUUAUUA
Messenger RNA from Polistes canadensis, 1856 nucleotides. RefSeq names its product nuclear fragile X mental retardation-interacting protein 1 (gene Nufip). Gene Ontology annotation, cellular component: nucleus. Gene Ontology annotation, biological process: box C/D snoRNP assembly. Gene Ontology annotation, molecular function: RNA binding. The coding region runs from base 240 to 1718 and encodes 492 amino acids. The transcript has 6 exons. The record is from RefSeq and is a predicted model, not a curated record. Lineage: Eukaryota; Metazoa; Arthropoda; Insecta; Hymenoptera; Vespidae.